GAAGAAGAGCAUUCAUCUGCUUGUUUAGGGUUUUACAUACUCAAGUCGCCGAGUCGGUCACAGCAGCAAGCAGAGAAGAACAAUGGAUGGCAGACAGUUGACGGCAGAAUCGGUGCCGUUGUUCCAGGAAGGAAUAGGUUUGCUCCUGUCUCGGUGGUCGGUUCUGCAACUGGCCGUCGAAAACGAGUGGGGCGGCCGCGACUCUCGCCGCAAAGCUGAGCUACUCCUCUCCGAUGUCUUCUCCUUCUUUAACAACUCAAAAGAGCCGCUCUACAUUGAUGACCUAGAAAAUAUCCUUGAGGAAUCUCUGCUUUCUUUGAAUACAAUGGCUGAGGAUGGCAGCAUCGAGGAGGUUGCAGAAAAGUUGAUGAUUGUGCAUGAAGAAUGUUUGGAAGGUAAUUAUCAGUCUAUUGAAAAAAUGAGGGCAGCCAAUCGUUCACCAGUUAAUCACGUCAGACAGUUUAAUGAUGAGGAUGAGGACGAGGACGAUGAUGACGAUAAUGCCGGCACGGGUGAGGACAAUACAACAAACAUGAUGGUAGAUUUGCCGAAUUCCCGGCCAAUUUCAAAUGCAGUUGGUACAUCAACUGAUGAACCAAAAACCAAGCAGAAAGCUGAAGCUGCUGAUGAUGGUUGGGUGGUAGUUUCUUCUAAACGAAAUAAGGGAAGGAAAAAUUAGGUUGCCUCUUUAAUUACCAUAUACAUUUCCCUCUUGUUUUUCUGAAACGAUAUUUGUAUUUCUUUUGAUAUCUAUUUAUUAACAUAUUUGUUCCUCUCUUUUGCUAAAUACCCUUUUUAUUUCCCCCAAUUGUGGGGUGU
This is a messenger RNA of Rubroshorea leprosula, 819 nucleotides long. NCBI's taxonomy places the organism in Eukaryota, Viridiplantae, Streptophyta, Magnoliopsida, Malvales, Dipterocarpaceae. The record is from the annotation of a GenBank genome assembly.